Meloidogyne enterolobii is the source of this 540-nucleotide messenger RNA. The record is from the annotation of a GenBank genome assembly. NCBI's taxonomy places the organism in Eukaryota, Metazoa, Nematoda, Chromadorea, Rhabditida, Meloidogynidae.
AUGAGAAUUGAAUGUAGAAAUAAAAUUAAAAUUUUAGAAUUUGAUCCAAAAGAGGAUAAUGAUAUUUAUGAAAGUUGUGAAGCUAAAAUUUCGGUUUGCUCUAAUGAUGAAUAUUUCCUUUAUUAUGAAAUUGAAGGAAAUGAAAAGAAAAUUGAAUUACAAUGUGAAGAAGCAUUUCAUGAAGAUAAUAAAAUAAAUAUUUAUUUUAUUAAUAUUGAAAUGAUUGCAACAUGUAAAUUAAUCUCUCCGGAAGAAUUAACGUCCUUCUCUUCACAAAAUUUUGAAAAAAAUAAAAAUAAAGCAAAAUGUAUUGAACAGGAUAAUAAAUUAAAAGAAGAUUGUUUAAAUAUUCAAAGAUUUUUAGAAGCUCCAUUGGAUGAUGGGGUGCUAAAAAUUGCAAACUACUAUACAAAUCUAGGACAGCCAAGUCCAAACACUCCAACUUCAAAAGGUAUAAAAAUUAAUUUAAUUGAUAUACCUAGGUAUUUUACUCUAACUAAGGAUACUGAAUAUAAUUUUUGUAAAGUGCAUAUUUAUUAA